CCGCCCGUAUUCUCCCCACCGGCCAACUGCUAGCUCCACCCGGCCCGCCUUUUCUUCCCUCACGAGAAAGAAAGCCCGAGUCGGAGAAGGAGAUCCAUCUCUCUAGCUCCCUCCCUCCCUCCGCGCCUUGAUAAUUUCUUCCCACGCCACGAUCGAGCCAUGGUUCGCCGAACGAGGAGGGUCCUGCCAGAUCCCCGCAAUCCCGAGCCCAAUUAGUCGGGCCGGCCGUUCAGCUUGAUUAUCCAGGGUUCCUUCGUUCGUUCCGAUCGACCGGCGGAUCGAGGUUGCUGCUGGUGAUUCGGCGCCAUGGGGUCCAAGGAGAAGGGGAGCAAGCAGCGGGGAGGAGGGGCGUCGUCGCCGAGGGCCAGGAAGGGCGAGUUCCCCAUCCGCGCGGCCGACUACGAGCUGCUCGAGCCCAUCGGCGACGGCGCCACCGCCGUCGUCCGCCGCGCCCGCUGCCUGCCCCUCGGCGGCGAGGUCGUCGCCGUCAAGAUCAUGAACAUGGCGCUGCGCUCCGAGGCCGACGUGAACAAUGCGGCGGAGGAGGUGAAGACCAUGAUCCUGACGGACCACCCCAACCUGCUCGGCGCCUACUGCUCCUUCACGGAGGGCGAGAACCUGUGGAUCGUCAUGCCCUACAUGGCCGGAGGGUCGUGCUUCCACCUGAUGAAAUCCUCCUUCCCCAAAGGCUUCGAGGACGAGCGGUUCAUCGCCUUCGUGCUGCGCGAGACGCUGAGGGGCCUGCAGUACCUGCAUGGCAAAGGACACAUACACCGCGAUGUCAAGUCUGGGAACAUACUGCUUGAUCAAUACAAAGGAGUCAAGCUUGCCGAUUUCGGAAUUAGUGCCAGCGUUUACGACUCGAUGAUCAACAGGAACGGCAAAAGGCACACCCUUGUAGGAACGCCCUGCUGGAUGGCACCAGAAGUGAUGGAGCAAAAGGAAUACGAUUUCAAGGCAGACAUUUGGUCUUUUGGGAUCACUGCACUUGAACUUGCUAAUGGUCAUGCUCCGUUUUCUAGUCAACCUCCAGCAAAGGUCUUUCUCAUGACGUUGCAGCAUGCACCCCCAUCACUUCAUAACACAAAGGAUAAGAAGUUUUCAAAUUCUUUUAAGCGAAUGAUUGGUGCAUGUUUAAUAAAGGAUCCAUCCAAGAGGCCAACUGCACAAAUGUUACUGGAACUUCCGUUUUUCAAGAAAGUGAAAUCUGAGGAUAAUUAUGUAAAAUGCAUGCUAAAUAAAGUGCCGUCUUUGGUUGCUCGGAUGCAAACUAUAACGGAGAAUGAAGCAAAGAUGCAAGCAGACAAGAAACCCCAUGAUAAAAUCAAAGAGAAGACAUCACAUGAGGAAUAUUUCAAAGGUGUUAGUCAGUGGGACUUUGAUAUUGAAGACUUAAAAGCACAAGCUACGUUGUACUCUGAUGAGAAUGAUAGUGAUGAAGAAGAGUACUUGCGUUUUCUCUUUGAACUUGAUACCGUGGAUGAAACUGUUCCACUCCAAGAUGUUCAGCCACGUAAAUGCUUGAAUGAUGAUAAGAAGAUUAUAGGUGAUGAAAUCGCACCAAAACCAAAAUCAACAAAUCCAAUACAGAUAACUCAAAGUGUGAAACAGGUUGAAAAUGGAGCCCCAAAUGGCCUUGUGCGCCACGAAUCAUUUGAACGACAUUCAAAAGUACCUGCCAAGCAACUUUCGAGAGCAGUUUCCAACGUUAAGGAUAUGGAUGAAUAUCUUGAAAAAUCUGCCAUUCAAAAGGGCCGUUUUAAAGUGACAACCGAGGAGACGGAAGCAUGUACACCAAGGGAGAAGGAGUUACUAGAACGAAUUGCUAGUUUAGAGCGGAUGCUGCAUGUUACCCAAGAUGAGGUUGUGAGGCUGAAAGCGAAGGAUGGAAAAGGAGCAAUGGCAUGCGUCCAACAACAAAAGUAGCUGUUACUUUAGUGGUAGAAGAAUUAAUUAUAGCUGUGUGUAGAUGUCAUAAGAUUGUAGUAGGUUCACUUCCACAUGUUUCCACUUUCUUAAAGUCCUUGUCAGUUCAGUAGAGAUUAGAAGAGCUUUGCGCCAUCUCUUCUCCGGAUGUAGCUUACAUUGUCUUGUGAGAUAGUAGGUUAUGCUUUCUACGAUAGGUUGGCUGCGGUAGUUUGAAAUUGAUGGUUUAUGAUGUAUUUUACACUCGACAAAUUAGUGAGUUGAAGCACGAAGAUUACUUCGCUAGUAAUUUAAUACUGCUAUUUGAAUAGAAGAUGGUGUUUAUUUUUAUUA
Molecule: messenger RNA, 2259 nt
Organism: Brachypodium distachyon (stiff brome)
Lineage: Eukaryota; Viridiplantae; Streptophyta; Magnoliopsida; Poales; Poaceae
Product: serine/threonine-protein kinase BLUS1
Exons: 16
Coding region: 307-1926 (539 amino acids)
Biological process (GO): protein phosphorylation
Molecular function (GO): protein kinase activity; protein serine/threonine kinase activator activity; ATP binding
Source: RefSeq, a predicted model, not a curated record